This is a messenger RNA of Pseudogymnoascus destructans, 3308 nucleotides long. RefSeq lists its product as uncharacterized. Gene Ontology annotation, biological process: translational initiation. The record is from RefSeq and is a predicted model, not a curated record. NCBI's taxonomy places the organism in Eukaryota, Fungi, Ascomycota, Leotiomycetes, Thelebolales, Thelebolaceae. Bases 38 to 3175 code for a protein of 1045 amino acids. Gene Ontology annotation, molecular function: GTPase activity; translation initiation factor activity; GTP binding. The transcript has 3 exons.
CCGGAACAUUUCCGCGCCGACUUUCGUUUGGACCUGGAUGUCCCAUAAUAAAUUUUGGGAACCAACGUCGCUUUCAGACGCUGAACUCCGACGUAUCGCAAAAAUGAGAGUCGGAAGGAUAUGGAGUCAAUCCCCUCGCUCUUCGAUUUGCGCGUUUUGCGCCCAUCGACUGGGACCAGCCAGGGCCCCGUCACAUACCUCACGACGCUUCCUACAAACAUCGAACUCGAAACUGAAUUCAUCGGCGGCUGCAGAAGCGCGCCAGUUUCAGGGUGCUGAUGACAGAACACAGCUGCCCACGUCUCAGUCCGCAAAAUCCAACUUCUCGACAGGGGGAGGAUUCGGUCGGCCUACAUUUGGCAGCCGGCCAGCAUUUGGAAACACAGGCGGCGGGGGGGGUGGCGCGGUUGCCAAAUCUGGACGUCCUGCAUUUGGCUCGGGGAAGAUUGAGUUGACUGACGAUGAAAAGAGGUUGAGGGAUGCGCUGAAGACACAAGGAGAGGCUGAGGGGCAAACCCAAGCCCGGUCAGGACCGCUAAAGAUACGAAGACCAAUUAAGGUAUAUGGUGGGGCUGGGCCUGAAGCAUCAAGGGCAGGACGGCCACAGCUCCUCGAUCGUGUACAGAAUGCGGCAGUUAUGGCGAAGGAGGCACGACUGGAAAGGGCGAGGCAAAUGGGUGAUGGGAGGCGAAAACGUAAUGAGGCUCUACCUAAAGAUACCGCAGAUGGUACACCACGGUCCUGGAACCAGCUGAAUAGGCGUAUUUUAACCCAAGGCGGAGGCUCCGAUAACAUCUCCAAAGCUGGAUCACAGGAUGGCGAGCAUCACGAGUCAAGGGGAUAUACGUCGCCCUCUGCAAGAAACCGAUAUACGCGCCAACAGCAGCAACCCGAAUUUUCUUCCCACAGGCAAAUCUCUAUAAACAAGUCGUUUUCAGAAGCGUCUGCGCCAGGACUUACACCGGACCCCCCGUUAACUACUUGGCGAGCUGCACCCCAGAAAGUCGAACCUGAGCUUAGCCCGGCGGUACUAAGGUUACGACAAGAGGAAAUAGAGAGAGCAGCGGAACUAGAGCAACGACAGAAACUACGUGAGCAACGCCCACUGCAGCGCUCGGCCGAACACUUGACGUCGUCUUCCCGUGAAAGCGAAAACCUUGGCUUCAAGGGCCGUGGUAAAGACAAGAACAAAGAUCGCCGAAGGGAAGAAUUUGCCACAGAAGAGGACAACCACGUAAACGCUGUCGCCGACCGAAAGGCAGAACUAAAGAAGGAAAGGAAGGCGGCGAAGGCGGCGAAGAAGGCUGCUGCACCUGCCCCGGUGCUAUUGCCGGAAUAUAUCAGCGUUGCGAACCUAGCCACGGUGCUGAAGGUUCGCUUAGAACAUUUCGUCGAGAAGAUGGAGGAGUUGGGCUUCGAGGAGACGGGAACUGACUACGUUCUCAAUGGCGAAACUGCUGGACUCAUCGCCCAAGAGUAUAACUUUGAGCCGCUCAUUGACCGCAGCGAGUCGGAAGACUUGAAGGCUAGACCAGCUGCUGAGGAUCCGUCAAUUUUCCCUCAAAGAGCCCCGGUCGUGACGAUUAUGGGACAUGUUGAUCAUGGGAAAACUACGAUCCUAGAUUACCUGCGAAAAUCUUCUGUUGCGGCAGGUGAAGCAGGAGGUAUCACUCAGCACAUUGGAGCCUUUUCAGUGUCUAUGCCAUCCGGAAAGGUCAUCACAUUCUUAGAUACCCCAGGUCACGCGGCAUUCCUCAAUAUGAGACAACGAGGUGCAAACGUCACGGAUAUUGUCAUCCUUGUCGUUGCAGCAGACGAUAGUGUCAAACCCCAGACGAUUGAGGCAAUUAACCACGCUAAGGGCGCUCGCGUCCCCAUAAUCGUCGCCAUUAACAAGAUAGACAAGGAAGACACCAACAUAGAUCGCGUCAAGCAGGAUCUCGCUCGUCACGGCGUGGAUGUUGAAGAUUACGGAGGCGAUACCCAAGUUGUAUGCGUGAGCGGGAAAACGGGACAGGGCAUGGAUGAGCUUGAAGAAGCUGCCCUCACUCUCUCAGAUGUUCUCGAUAUGCGGGCCGACACUAAAGGUGCAGCUGAGGGCUGGGUCCUAGAAGCUAGCAUCAAAUCAAUGGGCAAGGUUGCCACGGUUCUAGUCCGGUGCGGCACGAUGCGUCCGGGCGACUUCAUCGUCGCGGGAAAGACCUGGGCACGCAUCAGGUGCAUGCGCAAUGAAGCAGGCGUUGAGAUUACAGAAGCUGGCCCAGGAACCCCAGUCGAAAUCGACGGGUGGAAAGAGCAGCCGCUUGCUGGCGACGAGGUUCUCCAGGCACGUACGGAACAGAAGGCAAAGAGCGUGGUGGAUUACCGAGUUGAGAAGGAAGAGCGCGAUCGCUUGGCAGAGGAUAUGGAGGCUAUUAAUGAAGACCGCAAGAUGACGCAUGAGAAGAGAACGAAGGAGAAAUUGGAACUCGAAGCCUCGAAAAGGCGCACCGCUGAAGAGAAUGCCGAGCAUACUGCCCUAGAGGAGGUUCUCGAAGAAGAGCAUGGGCCGAAGCAGGUCUAUUUCAUCCUUAAAGGCGACGUCUCUGGAUCUGUCGAAGCGGUUACUGACAGCAUCGCUGCAAUCGGCAACAGCGAGAUUCGGCCGGUAAUAUUGCGUUCGGGCGUCGGCCACCUCUCCGAGUUCGACGUUGAGCACGCGGCGGUUGCGAAGGGAUUUUUGAUCUCGUUCAACAACCCCAUCGACCCUAUGAUCCAGAAGAAGGCCGAUGCGGCAAAGGUCAAAAUUCUAGACCAUAACAUUAUAUACCGACUUGUGGACGACGUGAAAGGAACAUUGUCGGAGUUCUUGCCGCCGAUUGUGAGCCAUAAGGUCUUGGGAGAGGCUGAGGUCGCGCAGGUGUUUAAUAUUACGAUUAAAGGACGCAAACAGAAGCCGAUUGCAGGGUGCAGGAUACGCAAUGGAGUUGUGGGACGUAACAGCAGGGUUCGGGUGUUCAGACAGGGAAGAAAGGUUUUUGAUGGUGAACUUGAGAGUUUGAAGAACGUCAAGAAGGAUGUCGCUGAAGCUAGGAAGGGUGGUGAGUGUGGUAUGAGCUUCGAGGGCUGGAAUGAGUUCGAGGUUGGUGACCAGGUCCAGUGCUAUGAGGUGAAGGAGGAAAAGAGGUUUUUGUAAGAUGGAGAAUGCUGUACGAUGCGUUGUAACAUAUAGAGUCGCUAUAAUUUGUGUAAGUAGAAACGAAACGAUAGGCACCGGGUGGAUUUGGAAGACUAUCCAUAGCAUAAGGGCACUGGAGGAGUUUGGGACA